Molecule: messenger RNA, 1009 nt
Organism: Paraphaeosphaeria sporulosa
Lineage: Eukaryota; Fungi; Ascomycota; Dothideomycetes; Pleosporales; Didymosphaeriaceae
Exons: 1
Coding region: 204-761 (185 amino acids)
Source: RefSeq, a predicted model, not a curated record
ACGCCUUGAGCAAGCGUUGCCACCGCGCUUCCGAGUCGACGUCCGUAUCAAGAAAGGUACCCACAGCACCGACGAAGCCGUCAACAAGCAGCUGGGCGACAAGGAAAGGGUGGCGGCUGCGCUAGAGAACGGGACGUUGAUGGGCGUGCUCCGAAAGAUGCUCUCUACAUGCGAGUAGUCGCGUACCAUUGCCUAUCCAGCAUAUGCGCCAUGUCCGUGCCUUGCAGCGCGAUAACAAGUUUGCAUCAAUCCCGCGCUCUUCUGGAAGGUACUUGCUCUCACCGUUCCAUACGAGCCGCCGGAUGUUCACCGCUGGGCAAGACAUGCGUGGGACACGUGUUUGGUGCCUGGCUCGAAACUCCACCCUUCCUUUUAUUGAUCGCCAUCGAUCCGCUUUCCUCGGGGCCAUUUCUCCGCACAAGCGUGCUCGAAACAGGAAGCUUUGGUCAUUUCAAUACUUUCACCUUCUCCACGCCAGCUUAGCACGCCUCUUCGAUCCUGUCAACACUCAUCACAUGGAGACAGUUCGUAUGCGCCCACCUCGGCAUCUGUGGUUCGACCUACAACAAAAGCUCCAGCGGUUAUGGCUAAAUCCCCGGUCCGUUGCACCUGCAUUCGCAUAUCCCUGCGUCGAUCCUUACACCCUGAACAGCCUACUGCAUACAACACCUAAUAUACGACCAGCACUCAAUAUUGACAAGACGCAGCUGGCAAUCGCUUCGAGCGGCAGGCAUUCGUCUCGAGGCCAGUCGUUGAAAUAAAGUUUGGCAUUCAGCCGACAAGGACUGGGCUGAAGGAUCACACGUGAUGGAGAAUGUUUUCCAGGUCCCAGCUGGCUGUUGCUUCGCUUUUAGUAGACUAUUGUCAAUAGCCGAGUAUCCCGACCCUAAACUACAUACUACGAGCCAGUUCCCGACGGUUACGAUGGCCUUCGUAGAAACUGAUUCAUCGCUCAGUAGUCUACAAGCAUCUCCACCUGCGAGAAUGAUCUCGAAGCGUUCCGAAUACA